Messenger RNA from Triplophysa dalaica, 4902 nucleotides. Its product is annotated as NACHT, LRR and PYD domains-containing protein 3-like. Gene Ontology annotation, molecular function: protein binding. The transcript is spliced from 11 exons. The record is from RefSeq and is a predicted model, not a curated record. The coding region runs from base 194 to 3751 and encodes 1185 amino acids. NCBI's taxonomy places the organism in Eukaryota, Metazoa, Chordata, Actinopteri, Cypriniformes, Nemacheilidae.
UGGACCCGCACAUGCGCGGUAAACAUAAAAUGAACGAAACACUGUGAGACACCUCACUACCGAGUCAUGUUAAAGAGUCCUUCAUGAACGACUUAUCGCAAAGCGAAAGUAAAACCUUCCAUGGUAUCGCCAUUUUAAAGCAUCAGACUGUGCUCAAACAAACACAAAAUACACGAUCUGAGGUCAGUUUCUCAUGAUGGAGAAUAGAGAGAGCAUUGAUUCUGAAAUGAUACAGAAGAAGAAAGAACCAAGUGUUGUGCCUGUGAAGAGUGACGGCUCUAUGGGUCAUCCACCUGCAUUCACUGAUGGAUCAUCAUCUGAACCUCUAUCAGAGAGUCAGAUAAGAGCUCGUCCAGAACCCAGUGUUGUGUCUCUGAAGAGUAACUUCUCCAUGGGUCCUCCACCUAAUCUCAGUGAUGGAUCAGAAUCAUCUGACUCUCUAUCAAACAUUGGAUGUAAACAUAAUGUGAGUGCAGACGUGCAGUCGGAUUCUCAUCAUGAAUCAGUGGAUGAUGUUCUGCAGAGAGUCAAAGACAAACACAAAAGCAUCAUGAAGAACAAGUAUGAGAGGUUAUUUGAGGGAAUCAAAGUGCAACAGAAUCAAACGCUCCUGGAGAGAAUUUACACACAGCUGUACCUCAUAGAGGGAGAGAGAGAAGGAGUGAAUGAAGAACAUGAGGUUUUACACAUGGACAACGAGCCCAGAAGAACACAACAAGACACUCCAAUCUACUGCAAUGACAUCUUUAAACCUCAAUCACAUCAAAGAGAUAAAAUCAAGAGUGUUCUUACUAAAGGCAUCGCUGGAAUUGGAAAAACCGUCUCUGUGCAGAAGGUCAUUCUGGAUUGGGCCGUGGGAACAGCCAAUCAGGACGUAGAUUUCAUGUUCCUGCUUCCAUUUCGAGAGCUGAACUUGAUUCAAAAUGAUCAGUACAGUCUUCACAAACUUCUGCUGGACUUUCAUCCUGAACUUCAAGAUGUGGACUCAAAGAUUUAUGAGGAGUGUAAAGUUGUGUUCAUCUUUGAUGGUCUGGAUGAAAGCAGAAUGACACAGAUGUUUUCAGACAACAGUGAGAAAGUUCCUGAUGUGACUGACACUUCAUCAGUGGCUGUGUUGAUGUCAAACCUCAUGAAAGGAGAUCUGCUUCCCUCCGCUCUCAUCUGGAUCACCUCCAGACCAGCAGCAGCCAAUCAGAUCCCCUCCAAAUACAUCACGCGUGUGACAGAAAUCCAUGGAUUCAACGACGCUCAGAAGGAGGAAUAUUUCAGGAAGAGAAUCAGCGACGAGAAUCAAGCCAGCAGAAUCAUGUCCCACAUUAGAAGAGCGAGAAGCCUCCACAUCAUGUGUCACAUACCUGUCUUCUGCUGGAUCUCAUCCAUUGUGCUUCAGAAGAUCCUGACACAACAUCACACGGAAGAAAUCCCCAAAACUCUGAGUGAAAUGUACAUCCACUUCCUGCUGAUUCAGAUGAAGAUGAAGAAUGAGAAGUAUGAUCCAGAGAGAGAUCCAGAGAUCAACAAUGAAGUGAUUGUGAAACUUGCUGAAGUGGCUUUCAAACAGCUGAUGAAGGGCAAUGUGAUGUUCUAUGAGGAGGAUCUGAGAGAGUGUGGGAUAGACAUCACUGACGCCUCGCUGUAUUCUGGCAUCUGUACUGAGAUCUUUAAGGAGGAAUCUGUCUUUCAUCAGAGGAAGAUCUACAGCUUCAUACAUCUCAGCUUUCAGGAGUUUCUCGCCGCACUCUAUGUGUUUUACUGCCAUUUAAUGAAGAACAUUGCAGACCUGCAGAUUAUCCUGGGGAGAAGAUAUGACAAGGAUAUGAGCAGUUCUCAUGAAAUCUCUCUGUCUGGGCUACUAAAAUCAACAGUAGAUGAAGCUCUUCAGAGUGAAACUGGUCAUCUGGAUCUUUUCUUGAGAUUUCUGCUGGGGAUCUCACUGGAAUCUAAUCAGACACUCUUACAGGAUAUAUUGAAAUACAAACACAACAGCUCAGAGGACAUCAACACAAUCACACAGUACAUUAAAGAAACAAUCAAGAAUGCUGAUUCUAAUCUAUCAUCUGACAGAUCCAUCAAUCUGUUUCUGUGUCUGUCUGAAGUGAAUGAUCAGACUCUGUACAGAGAGAUUGAGGAGUUUGUGAAAUCAGACAAACACUCAGAGGAGAAACUUUCUCUCACUCACUGUUCAGCGAUAGCCUACAUGCUUCAGACGUCACAGGAAGUGAUGGAUGAGUUUGAUCUGAAGAAAUACAACACAUCACAGGAGGGCAGAAGAAGACUCAUACCAGCUGUAAUCAACUGCACCAAAGCUCUAUUGUCCGGGUGUAGACUGACUGAUAAGUGUUGUGAAAGUUUGUCUUCAUGUCUACAAUCAUCGACGUCUCUGAGAGAGCUGGACCUGAGUAACAAUGAUCUUAAGGAUUCAGGAGUGAAGGUGAUCUCUGAUGCUCUCAAGACUCACAACUGUCAUCUACAUACACUGAGAUUAUCCGGAUGUAAUGUUACUGAUGGGUGUUGUGUAAGUUUGUCUUCAUAUCUACAAUCAUCGAUGUCUCUGAGAGAGCUGGACCUGAGUAACAAUGAUCUGAAGGAUUCAAGAGUCAAGCUGAUCUCUGAUGCUCUCAAAACUCACAACUGUCAACUACACACACUGAGAUUGUCCGGGUGUAGAUUGACUUAUAAGUGUUGUGAAAGUUUGUCUUCAUAUCUACAAUCAUCGACGUCUCUGAGAGAGCUGGACCUGAGUAACAAUGAUCUGAAGGAUUCAGGAGUGAAGUUGAUCUCUGAUGCUCUCAAGACUCACAACUGUCAACUACAAACACUGAGAUUGUCUGGAUGUAAUGUGACGGAUGAGUGUUGUGAAAGUUUGUCUUCAUAUCUACAAUCAUGGAAGUCUCUGAGAGAGCUGGACCUGAGUAACAAUGAUCUGAAGGAUUCAGGAGUGAAGCUCAUCUCUGAUGCUGUCAAGACUCACAACUGUCAACUACACACACUGAGGUUGUCAGGUUGUAUGGUGACAGAUGAAGGUUGUUGUUCUUUGGCUUCAGCUCUGAGUUCAAACCCAUCACACCUGAGAGAGCUGGAUCUGAGCUACAAUCACCCACAACACUCAGCACUUCAGCUGCUCUCUGACACACUCAAUGAUCCAAACUACACAAUCAAUGUGAGUCAUGGAGGAGAGAGAAGAAUUACAGCAGGACUACACAAGUAUGCGGUUGAUCUCACACUGGAUCUAAACACAACACACACUGAACUCAAACUGUCUGAAGAGAAUAGAAAGUUCACACGUGUGAGAGAGAGUCAGUCGUAUCCUGAUCAUCCAGACAGAUUUGAUGUUCGUCCUCAGGUGUUGUGUAAUGAGAGUCUGACUGGACGCUGUUACUGGGAGGCUGAAUGGAGCGGAUCACUUGUUGAUAUAUCAGUGUCAUAUAAGAGCAUCAAGAGGAAAGGAGGGAGUAAUGACAGUGCGUUUGGACGGAAUGUAAAUUCAUGGAGUCUGUUAUGCUCUAAUAACACAUCUGCAUGGCACAAUAAUAAUCGUACAGACAUUAAUGUCUCUUCAGGUGUGUGUAAGAGAGUAGGAGUGUAUGUGGACCAGUCGGCCGGCACUCUGUCCUUCUACAGUGUCUCUGACACACACACACUCACACACUUAUACACUUACUACACAACAUUCACUGAGACUCUCUGUGCUGGAUUUACACUGGAUUAUUCUAACUCCUCAGUGUGUCUGUGUGACAUAAAUAGCCUCUAAAGAGUCUCCUUUUAAACACAAGAGAGACACACACAUAACCAGAUGAGUUAUUACACAUAAAUACUGUCAAAUCUUUUCUGCUUUCUUUCAUCUGGACAUUAUGCUCUUUUUAUCUUUCUGUGUGUGUCUGAAAAUGAGCAAAGAAAUUACUAUAACUGUCAAAUAUGAGUAAAUAUAUCGAUCAUAACAGACAUUCAACUGUAUUUGCGUUAUGUAUAUGUUUGUUUUUCCAUAUUUGUCACGUCAGACUCUUAGUCACUAGUUUGUUUCCAUCAUAGACAAAAGUAUUGUGCAAAUGGAGGAAGAAUUUCUUUGUAGUUUUCAUUGGUUGCUUGUUUCUCUGUCACUGAUGUGAAAGUUCCCAUGAACAAGAGCAGAUUUAUCUUCAUCAAAUCAUCCAUUGGUGGAGAUGAACUCUGUUUAUAUAUGCUGUCUUAUUAUCAAGGUUCAGGAGGAGCACGAGGAUCAUUUUCUCGUCUGGCUCUCCAUAAACAAUCACAUCAAUCAUCCGAACAGCCUAUAAGUAGUCAAACCCCCCUCACCUUCAUUCUCUCAUUUAUCCACAUCCCUCCUCCACCCCGACUCCACACCACGAGCCUGUCUUUACUUCAGCACCGUGGGGUAUGAUCAGAGUCCGGGCAUACACUGAGCUCAGAGCCCUCGCCACAGCACAGCUCGACAAACACACAUACUAUCUGUCCCACUUCAUUAUCUGUAAAGUGAACUCGUGAAUUUACUGUUUCUCUCUACAGAAAUAUUGAGAAAAUAGAGAAGAGGACGGAAACAUUUCCACAGAAGCCACAGAUUUUAUUAACAUAAUACAUUAAAUAUAAAAUACCAACGUAAUAUUAAAUGAUUAACAUUAUUUUAUUUAUUUCCAUAACUUAAGAGUGGUUGAUCUUUGUAAAUUCAUGUUUGUUUGUUCAAAAAUAAAUCAAAUAUUGCUAAUUGAAGCUUAAAAAUGAAUGUAGAUUUCACAUCGACUUCUGAAUUUGGCUCUAGAAUAAGAUUGCAAUGUCUCAUUUCUUGUUUCUGUCUUUGCUGGUCUUCUGUCUCUCCUGUAAGAGGUCAGUCAAGACUUUUCUUUCAUCUACUCCCUGAAUACAUCAACAAAUAAAAUGAUUCUUUACUGCAAAGAGUUGCCUAAUUUA